Thlaspi arvense is the source of this 1882-nucleotide messenger RNA. The record is from the annotation of a GenBank genome assembly. Lineage: Eukaryota; Viridiplantae; Streptophyta; Magnoliopsida; Brassicales; Brassicaceae.
GCUUAAUUAGUCCAUUUACAUUUCUUCAAGUAUUUGAUUAACUAAGAGAUCAAAUACACACUAUGGAGAGGCUCCAUAAGUUUUCUCUCUUUGGUUUAGUUCUGUUCCUCGGCAUGAUCGGCUCACCGAUCACUGCCAAUGAACUUACCUGCUCUAGUACUGAACAAACCUUUACUCGUGCCAACUUCCCUAAAGAUUUCAUUUUUGGUACUGCAACCGCAGCUUUUCAGGUGGAGGGAGCUGUAAAUGAAGGAUGUAGAGGUCCAAGCAUGUGGGACACAUACACCAAGAAAUACCCACAUAGAUGUAAUUAUCACAAUGCGGACGUUGCUGUCGAUUUCUACCAUCGUUACAAGGAAGAUAUCAAGUUGAUGAAACAACUGAACACUGAUGGAUUUAGAUUCUCCAUUGCAUGGCCCAGAAUAUUCCCCCAUGGUAGGAUGGAGAAAGGAAUAAGCAAAGCAGGUGUGCAGUUUUACCACGACCUGAUCGAUGAGCUCCUAAAAAAUGAAAUAACACCACUAGUAACCGUUUUUCACUGGGACACUCCUCAAGACUUAGAAGAUGAAUACGGUGGCUUCUUAAGCGAACGCAUAAUAAAGGAUUUCACGGAGUACGCAAACUUCACAUUCCAAGAAUACGGACACAAAGUGAAGCACUGGAUCACAUUUAACGAGCCAUGGGUGUUCAGUCGAGCUGGCUACGACAUUGGGAAAACAGCACCGGGACGUUGUUCUAAGUACAUCAAAGAACAUGGAGACAUGUGUCACGAUGGACGGUCGGGAUACGAAGCUUAUAUCGUCAGUCAUAACUUACUCUUGGCACAUGCCGAUGCCGUUGAGGCCUUUAGAAAAUGCGACAAGUGUGGAGGUGGUAAAAUUGGGAUUGCUCACAGUCCAGCUUGGUUUGAGCCGCACGAGCUCUCGGAAGAAGAAGAGCACGAAACUUCUGCAACUAAUUUGAUUGACUUCAUCUUGGGAUGGUAACAAAUAAACAACUAAGUAUUUUAACGUUUUAAUUUUAAAAUUUUAAAACUAUACACUUAUAUGUCACAAUUGACAAAUACUAUAUACUACUUUGAUUUCCGCAGGCAUUUGAAUCCGACUACGUAUGGAGAUUAUCCACAGUCGAUGAAGGAUCAUGUUGGACAUCGACUACCGAAAUUUACAGAGGCACAGAAGGAGAAGUUGAAGAAUUCUGCUGAUUUUGUAGGAAUCAAUUACUACACUUCACUAUUUGCUUUGCAUGACGAAGAGCCCGAUCCUUCGAAACCGAGUUGGCAGAGUGAUUCCCUCAUCGAUUGGGAACCAAGGCAUGUGGAUAGAUUCAGUGCUUACGCUAGCAAGCCUGAUGUUGCGAAAGUGGAAGUCUAUGCAAAUGGUUUGAGAAGCCUUUUGAAAUAUAUAAAGGAUAAAUAUGGCAACCCUGAAAUCAUUAUCACCGAGAAUGGAUACGGAGAGGAUCUAGGCGAGCAAGACACAAGUCUUGUAUUGGCGCUCUCAGAUCACCACAGAACAUAUUAUAUCCAGAAGCAUCUCUUGAGCUUGCACCAAGCAAUUUGCGAUGAUAAAGUAAACGUUACAGGGUACUUUCUUUGGUCAUUGAUGGAUAAUUUCGAAAGGCAAGAUGGGUAUAACGCGAGAUUCGGGCUUUACUACGUCGAUUACAAAAAUAAUUUGACGCGCCACGAAAAAUUAUCAGCCCACUGGUACUCGAGUUUCCUUUACGAUGGACUGAAAGAUUUCGAGUCUGAUGAGCACGAUGAGUUGUAGAGAGCUCUGCAAUAGACUUUGAAAAUUUGAGUCAUAAAUUAUAUUCACAAACUCUUUGUUUACAAUUUAUCAAUGUAUUUCCAUGUUUAAGUAAAAUAAUCAGAUAAUCG